CGUUUAUCAAAGCGUUCGAUGGAUGAGAUUGUCAGUUGUACAUUACAAGCCUGGUGAAUGACGGGAUGAUGCUAGUUGUAUGUGUAUAACUAUGUAUCUGUAUAUGGAUUGUGGCUUUUAACAUGUGAUUAUAAAUGUUUCUUACUGUCAAUCAUGAAAAUACCACACGGAAUGUAGAUAUAUAAAAAGGCAAAUUUUUAACUUUUUACUCUAAGUGGUAAGCCGGAUCAGACAUCACUGAUGAGUGUGCGUAUGUCUAAAGAUAGAUUGUUUACACAAUUCCAAUGAGCUUUUCUUCUGGAAUUGUGAGAGUGGAGCUGUGGAAAGAAUCUUGUUAACAUUUGAACAUCUGUGUCCGCCAGGGAAACUUGUGUUAAGUGCUGUGUGGCAUACGUAGUUGGCGUGCAUACUUACCUGUGUAUAUAUAGUGUUUUAAGAUGAAAAAUCUGCAGACUGUACCACUUAUCACGACACAGUUUGGCCACCGCUGUGCAGAGGAUGCAAACGAACCCACUAAGAAAACGUAUGUGGAGCUUGUCAUCGAUUGGUAUUGUACGGGAAGCCGUGUCAGACAGGGGACUUGGCGGGCCUAAUCAAGCAGGUAACACGACUCUAACGACGAUUGAGAGGAGCUGUUGAUUGGCGUGACACCAACAAACAUAUUGAUGAAUCUGCAAUCAGGUGCAUUUAACACCGAGAGUAAAGGGUAAGAUACCGCCUUUUGCUGCGUGGUGGCGUCGGAUUCCAAUAGCCGGAACAAAAUAUAGCCGACUUCCGCUCAACACUGGCAUACUAUACUGAGAUAAAUAUCGUGCAUAUUUACUGGCGGACUUGCUUCCCCUCGCUGGUCCAGAUAUAUCCAUCAUUCCACAUCACAGACAAUCGAACGCAAUUAUGAUAACAAUAUAACUUACCAAUAAUAAUUGACGGUCACGUGUUAUUGACAGCUUUACUUGUUGAAGUAAUGGUCAGUCGAUACCGGCUCACUAGGGAAUCCGUUCAUUGCUGGCCAUAACACACUGUCUUGAGGUGGUGCAUAGGGGACGGAGCUCUGGACACAGAUAGAGGACUUAAUUGUGUAAGCGGAUGAACACACACGAUACGGAUUCCAUCACCUUGCUAAACCGGUUGAUGAAUACAAAUCCAAUUCAUUUUACAUGGUAUUUGAAAAUGUGAGGUUAACAAAACCUGUGGCAUUGGUUUGCGUGUGAUUGUGUACGCUAAUUCGCCGAACGUUGGAUUAUAUGGCACCUACUGGCUGGACCGUAUUGAUCAUUUAUUGAUGGUCAGCAUUACAUUACACAUAACUCGUUUAAUAGAAAAGUCUCUGGACAUGGCUACUAGAAAGAACACCUAUCAUCAAACAUGGAGAGUAUUAUUUAAUUUAACGUCAAAACUCCGUUAACAGUUUAAAAAGCAUGUCACAAUUUUGAAAAAGAAAACGCUUUUAAUGACAAUGUGGGAAAAAGUGUCCUAAUCCAUAACCUUAUGAUUCAAUCAUUCCAUUGGUCUCAUGUCAGGCUUUACGAGCAGACGACAUUUCCCAAUGCCAGAAUCCGAAGUGGACAUGGAUGUAGUUGUAGCUAAGAUCAUCUCGCUGGUCGUCCUUACCGUGCUAACCGUGUUGUUUGGGCUAUUCCCCUGUAGACUCAUGCAGUAUUUUGCGAAAACAAUCUUCAAACGAAAGAAGGUUCUGGACUACAUGCUUUCAUCUUUAAAAUGUUUCUCAGGGGGAGUGUUUUUAGGAACGUGUUUUUUACAUUUGAUUCCGGAAACACGGACUAAAAUUGACCAAAUGAUGUCUCAAAUUAGAUCGCAUUCCACGUAUCCGGUUGCAGAGUUAUUGACAAUGGCAGGAUUUUUCGGGGUGAUAUUUACCGAACACGCCAUUCGAGCUCUAUAUAAGAAACUUCAAGCAAUGACCGACAACGAUCGAGAAUGGACUGAAAGUGAAAUUUUACCUACAACACAUUCAACAAUUUUAAAAAGUGAUAUUGAAGGUGACAUCGAGUCUCAGAGUUUACACUCACUUCAAAAUCAGGAUGUCGAGUCGGGUUCACACGAAAUGAAUAUGAUGAAUGAGACAGAGGAUACCAAAGAAAUCAUGGACAUGGAAAUUGAACCUGCUCCUCUUCAGGAUUUAGAGGUCAAACAGGUCGUAACGGAAUUAAGUCGAGGAGACGAUUCUAGUAGAGGUCAUAUGAGGUCAGUGCUAUUUAUAACCGCCUUAUCCUUUCACGGUGUGUUCGAAGGGAUGGCUCUUGGACUUCAGAGUUUGGAGAGUAACGUCUGGGUGCUGUGCUUUGCUAUAAGCAUUCAUAGGGGAAUUUUAGCGUUUGGAAUAGGACUACAGCACAUGCGCAAUGACGAAAAACACAGUACAAUGGUGUUCAGUGUAGCGUCCUUUGCUAUUUUAGCGGCUGUUGGAAUAAUCAUCGGAAUUGCAAUUUCAACAGGAGCACAGUUAUAUACAGACGUUAACGUACCUAACGCCAUUCUACAAAGUUUAGCUACAGGGACACUAUUCUAUAUAAUAUUUUUUGACAUUCUCUUCAAGGAGAUGGACGGUAACAAAGACGUGAAGAAGAUGUCAUGUACCUUCGUGGGAUUCGCUGUUAUGGCUGUGAUAUUUGCUGUUACUAGGGAAUAAGAGAGUGAAAAGUAAAAUUGUAUAUCGUUGUCUAAAACUACUGCUUCGUGAUAGACCAAUUGUAUGUAAAUUAUUUCCAUAUUCACUUUAUGUUAAUAUAUCGUUUGAUUUACAUUACUUCAUUUUUCACAUGUAAACCGUUUAACUCAUUUUUAACAUGUAAUCAUUUAAACUCACGAGAGAAUUUGUUUUUGCGAAUGUUUUUAGUUUCGUAUUUCCCACGAAAUGUUUUCUGGUAAUGGCGUCAAAGCGCUAAUUAUACAACACAACCUGUCAAGGCAUGUGAAUAUUCUAUUUAAACUCGACUGGCCUUAAUUUCCCAUAUAAUUAAUUGGUUUAUCGAAAUAUUUGGAAGGAACGGACCAGAUGACAUUCAAAAUAAUAGUAAUACUUGAACAAAUGUACACCUUAACGUGGACAUUGAAGAAUUUCUUAAUUUGGUGAAUAAAUUUAUUGAUAACUAAUGAUGCUGGAAAGUUAUACCAAGUGUUCCUUUUCCUCUAAACAAAAAGUCAAUCUUGUGAUUAAAACACUCCCGAUUGCUUAUACGUAACUGAAAUCAAUACACUUUCACGCAGAAGAUUUGUUUAAUUGUGAUUAAAGAAAUGAAUGUGUUGCAAGAAAGUUUAUGGAAUGAAUUCUAAUACAAUAAUGUCUAAGAUUAUCUAGGCAAUUUUUAGUAGCAUUGUGUGCAUUGUUCCAAAUAUCACACCAUCAUUAUGUCAAGUAUUCGAUAGAUUAAAUAGAAAUAGAAUAGACUCAACCGAAAAAAAUACAAUAUGCAGAACUAAUGAAUGUAAUGAGGAUGUAUGUCAAUAAUGACAAUUUCAAAAGUUGAACUGAUACAAAAAGUGAUGAAAAUCUCUGUGCAUAAUGUGUUCAAUAUUUGAAAGACAUCACCAACGAAACAUCUGAGUGAGAGAAAAAAUGUAUGAUUAUGAAUUGGUUUUAAAAAGGAAUCUCCGUCUUAAAGCAACAAAUGAAAUUAAUGCGUAUUUAUAUCGAACGAACUUCAUAUUCCUGCAUUCGAUCUAAUGCCAGUUAAAAUAAUUUAGUGAAGUGAAGUUUUAAAUCCAUCAUAUUUCCAUUGUAGCGUGUGUUUUAAUUGGUGGAAGUUAAUUGUAUGAAUGUUACCACAAAUUCUGGUACUUUGCUCUGAUGGCAAAAUUAAGAUAAGAAAUAUUCGGAAUAUAUAUGACACUCUUUGCCUGACAAAGGAAACAGACGUUUUCGUUAGCUCUCAAAAAAAAGGUUUUCAAUUCCUGUUUGUGUUCAAAACAAAUAUUUUUAAGCAUUUAAUCAGGUAAAACAUUUGUUUGGCUUUAGAUUGCCUGAUAGCUGAAAGUGAAUUCAGGAUGUUGUUCGAUAAUGCUGUACGGUGUAUUGGAUUUUAAUAGCAUGUCCAUGGUAAUGGCAUAUCUGUAGUCUAUCACAAGAUUUUCUAUCGGAUGCUGAAAGCAUUUAUUCACCAGAAUAUUGAAGGAUAUAACUUAAAAUCAAUUUGAAAUUCUACUGCCUGAAGUAGAGUAAUCAAAGUGAGUCGAAAGCAAGCUUAAUUAAAAUCCCAUACACUUGUUUUUCAUCUUCCCGUCGUCCUGUGGUGUAUCAAAACAAUGUCGGUCGCUUUCAUGUCCGCGUGUCUUCCUCGUUUAAUGUUAAGAUGUUACCAUGGCAACAAAGUAUAUUUAAUAAAAUAAUCUUG
Mizuhopecten yessoensis (Yesso scallop) is the source of this 4352-nucleotide messenger RNA. Its product is annotated as zinc transporter ZIP2-like. Lineage: Eukaryota; Metazoa; Mollusca; Bivalvia; Pectinida; Pectinidae. The record is from RefSeq and is a predicted model, not a curated record. Gene Ontology annotation, molecular function: zinc ion transmembrane transporter activity. Gene Ontology annotation, cellular component: plasma membrane. Bases 1514 to 2650 code for a protein of 378 amino acids. The transcript is spliced from 3 exons. Gene Ontology annotation, biological process: zinc ion transmembrane transport.